AUGGAUAUUUCUGGCCAGACUUCUAUCGCGCUCUCGGAAUUCAAAGUCGUCUACAAGAAGCCGGAUCCUCUCAGCUCUAAUGGGGCGAAUUCGAUUCAAGUCAACUCUGUUGGUGGUCGGAUAGAAACUACAGCAGUUGUUACCGACCUUGAGGAAGAUCCUAGGAAGCUGUCCUAUGUGCUGGAGCCUUUGAUUGACGUUGCGAAUACGCAGUAUUUCGGCCCUAUCCAGAUCGGGACACCUCCGCAAACUGCAACGGUCAUUUUCGAUACCGGAAGUGCCGAUAUGUGGAUUCCAUCCAGCGAAUUCUACUACAUUCGUGCAGAGUGCAAGUAA
This is a messenger RNA of Perkinsus marinus ATCC 50983, 336 nucleotides long. RefSeq names its product cathepsin e, putative. Lineage: Eukaryota; Perkinsozoa; Perkinsida; Perkinsidae. Gene Ontology annotation, biological process: proteolysis. Gene Ontology annotation, molecular function: aspartic-type endopeptidase activity. The record is from RefSeq and is a predicted model, not a curated record. The transcript is spliced from 5 exons. Bases 1 to 336 code for a protein of 111 amino acids.